Messenger RNA from Manis javanica (Malayan pangolin), 1440 nucleotides. It is a transcript of the gene RILPL2, whose product is annotated as Rab interacting lysosomal protein like 2. Gene Ontology annotation, cellular component: ciliary basal body; cytoplasm. Gene Ontology annotation, molecular function: dynein light intermediate chain binding; protein dimerization activity; small GTPase binding. The record is from RefSeq and is a predicted model, not a curated record. Lineage: Eukaryota; Metazoa; Chordata; Mammalia; Pholidota; Manidae. Gene Ontology annotation, biological process: cilium assembly.
GUUCCUCUUCGCGGCCGCCGCCCCUUUCCGUUGCCCUUUCGCACCCCAAACCACAGCCCCACCUCCUACUCGGUCUUCGGCGGGGACGCUGCUCCGGGCGCCGGGGCCUGAGAGCGGCCGCGCGCGGCCCUGCUCGCGGGGCCACCCUUCUGCCGCGCUGGUUGGCGGCUCGGGGCCACCCCUCCGCCCGGGCAGGCCGCGUCCUCCGCCCAGCGGAAAGUUUUGUGUGUGUGGAGGAAGUUGGCUGGGGACGCCACCGAGAAAGCAGCUCCCGAGGCUGCAGGGGUCCGGGCAGCCAUGGAGGAGCCCCCUUUUCGAGAGGAGGAAGGGGAGGAAGAGGAGGAGGGGGACGAGGCUGGGCCGGAGGGGGCUCUGCGGAAGAGCCCCUUCCAGCUGACCGCCGAGGACGUGUAUGACAUCUCCUACGUGAUGGGCCGCGAGCUAAUGGCCCUGGGCAGCGACCCCCGGGUGACACAGCUGCAGUUCAAGGUCGUCCGCGUCCUAGAGAUGCUGGAGACGCUGGUGAAUGAGGGCAACCUGACGCUGGAGGCGCUGCGGAUGGAGAGGGACAGCCUCAGGAAGGAGGUGGAGGGGCUGCGGGCUGAGGGCGCGGCGGCCGGUCCGGAGGUGAACCUGGGACCAGACAAAAUGGUGAUUGACCUGAGAGAUUCCAACCGACCACGCUUCACCCUGCAGGAGCUGAGGGAUGUGCUGCAGGAGCGCAACAAACUCAAGUCUCAGCUGCUGGUGGUGCAGGAAGAGCUGCAGUGCUACAAGAGUGGCUUGCUUCCACCAAGAGAAGGCCCAGGAGGAAGAAGAGAAAAGGACGCUGUGGUUGCCAGGGUCAGCAAUGCCAGCAGCAACAAGGAGGAGAGGACCAUCAUAAGGAAGCUGUUUUCUUUCCGAUCAGGGAAGCAGCCAUAGGUCUCAGGCCAAUUUAGGCAGUGGUUCUCAGACUUGAGAAGACAACUCACCAAGACUUCCAGAGCUGUCUCUCAGGGUCCGUACACACAGUGCCUGCUCAUCUGCCCCCACCGAAACCGUUUGAGGAGGAAGAAGGUGAGGUUGUCUCAUGAUCACUUUCACCCUGGCUGCAGAACUGGAUGCCCUCCGAGGGCUUGGCCAGAGCAGGUGAAGUAGCACAAAGAAAUCAAGGAAGCAGAGGGAAAGCACAGUAGGGCCCACCACUUGCCCCACUUCAGCAGUUCAGAGGGGCCUCCAGCGUGCAGAUAUGUAUUCUCCUCAUCUGGUCCCACACAUAACAUCUUUACCGCAUAGCAGCAAAAUACAUCAGCCCAAAGAGGGAGGGGGAAGAGGACACAGGAAAUGUGGCAUUGACAUUCCAGUGCUGAUUUCACUGAUAUUUAGUGAAUAUCUCAUCUUUUUGCUAACAUGACUUUAUGUGAUUUUGUAUUAAAGUAAAAUGACUUUUAUACUUUA